AUGAAUAUAACUAUUCGAGAACUUCAAAUAAAAGUAGCACAACAUAUGACACAACCAAAUAUGAAAACAGAUGAUUCCAAACUACGGAAUAUAGUGAUGCAAAUGAAUAUGGGUCAAGGAAAAACAUUAGUUAUUUUGCCAAUGUUAGCUGUUAAUUUGUCUUCAUCUAAUUCCAGUUUAGUUCGUAUUAUAGUACUUAAAUCUUUGUUACCAACAAAUCAUCAAUCAUUAGGAUAUAAAUUAGGUGGCUUACUUAAUCGACGUAUUUUUCCAUUUGCAGGCCGUCGUGAUAUGAAUUUCAAUGAUGAACAAUUAAAUCAAAUUUUGAAACGCUUUCGACAAGGACUAUGUAACUAUGAUAUUAUAUUAACUUCACCACACUAUAAAAAAAUAGGCUUAUUACGGAAGCUGUUGUCCGGGGGAAGAACCUUUGAAGUUUCGUAUGAAUCUACCGAACUUUAA
Messenger RNA from Rotaria sp. Silwood2, 462 nucleotides. The record is from the annotation of a GenBank genome assembly. NCBI's taxonomy places the organism in Eukaryota, Metazoa, Rotifera, Eurotatoria, Philodinida, Philodinidae.